Physcomitrium patens is the source of this 2315-nucleotide messenger RNA. The record is from RefSeq and is a predicted model, not a curated record. Lineage: Eukaryota; Viridiplantae; Streptophyta; Bryopsida; Funariales; Funariaceae.
UGCCGUAGGAGGGAGACAGAGAGUGUGGAGGAGGAGGAAGAGAAGACUCACGCUGCGGGCGUCGAGCAGUUGCGUUGCUCUGCUCUGCAUCCCCGGGCUCAUGAAUGGAGCACGAUAGGAUGGGUAAACACGAAUAAACAAAUCAAGAAACAAAAAAACAAAAAAAAAAAAGGGGGAAAAAAAAGAAGAAGAUUUGUUCCUUUUUCCGAAGUAGCUUGACAUGGGGAUUUUAAAGCUUGCAAGUGUGUCGGAAUUUCGGUAAAUAUGCUUCAUGUUUUUACUGAGACAGAAUGGACAGGAGCCGAUGACAGAUAUUGUGAAAGUGGGUCGCUAUACCCAAGCCCUUCCUAGCCGCUAAGGACUGCUUCUCAUCAUCAUCAUCAUCCGUUAUCUCUGUUGUAAGAGAGAAAAAAUAAAAAAUAAAAAAAAAAGAAAAAAAGAAAAAAAGAAAAAAGACAAAGGUGCUAAUCAAGCAAUGGCGACUGUAGAUGAAGAGAGUGAUGAGCGUCACCAAUCUCGCAGCUUGGAAAGAGGCCGAGGUAGGCGACACAGACGGCACCGUUCGGACAGCCCCUCAUCUCCUAAACGGAGGCGCAAGCGCUCUCGAUCUUCUAGUGUUGAGGACCGCAAACACAAAAAUCCAGCUGGAGAAAGUAAUAAACAUGGUAGGAAGGGAGAUAGAGAAAGUAAUAAACUCCAGGAACUCAGUCACAGGGAUGUAGAAGGUGAUUCGGAACGAGAGGAUCUUGAGGACAGGAAUGUGGGUGGUUCAAAAGUUGGGAAAGGCAGCGAGGAAGACGAUCGUGAAGGUGUUAGGGUUGGGGUUAGAAAGAGCAGCAGGUGUGAUCGAAAAGUAGAAAAACAUUCCGAAGAUACAAGUGAUGACGAGGAUCCAGAUUCUGACGAUGAUAGUGACAGUGAUAGAGGAAGGAAAAAGAGGACAAGAUCUAGCGGUCACAAGCAUCGUAGUGAGAAAAAGUCCAAGAGUAAGCUUCGGGAUGUACGUUCAGGGUCCGAGCAGGAUCAGUCUGAGACUGAAGAUACAUCUGAAGAGAGCUCAGAAGACAGCGAAGAUGACUACAAGAGAGCAAAAAGGCGGAAGCGACAGAAACAAAAGGAAAGAGAUGAGCGUGAGAGGAUGGAGGAACGUAAACGGAAGAGGAAGAACCGGAAGUUGAAAGAGAAAGAACGAGAACAAGAGAAGAGAAAGAAAAAGAAAGAGAAAGUGGAGAAACGAGCCAGGGGGCCAAUAACUGAGUCAUGGGGUAAAUACGGGAUCAUUAAAGAACUCGACAUGUGGACAAAGAGGCCGGAGUUUAGUACCUGGUUAGCUGAGGUGAAGAAGGUGAAUCUGGAGACCUUGACAAAUCGAGAAGAAAAGGACAUGUUUAAGCAAUACAUGGAAGAUUACAACACAGCGACUUUUCCUUCCAAGAAGUAUUACAAUAUUGACAUAUAUCACCGUAGAAAAACAACCAAGCAGAGAUUGAAGGGCAUGAAGGACAUGCUGGCCAAGAAAACCGAACGUACCGAGUUCAAUGAUGAGGAACAACGGCGGCAAGAGCUCAUGGCGGAGCGAGCGAAGCAGAAGGAGACAGAAUUGGACAAGAUUAAACGCACAAUGAUGGAAACUGGCAUGGGAAAAGCUAUGAGAGAGCAAGCUGUGCUGCGUGAGGAGAUGCAGUACCAUUAUCGGGUGGGCAAUGUUGAGGCUGCUGAGAAGAUACAGAGACGUCUUGAGCCAGAUGUACCAGGUGCUCUCUAUUGAUCUGUCUGGCCUACCACGAGAGCAAGAGUCGCUUUGUGGGCAAUCCCUCUGAACAUUUAUGUAUGUUCGUGAAGAAAAAUAUGUUUUUUUCCAAUAUCGAAGCUUCUCUAGAGUACUGCAAUCUGCUCUUGACAGUAAUUGGAGUAUUGUGUCAUUUUCAAGCCUGCUCGUGUAUUUACGACUGUAUACACUGCAUUUCUAGGAUUUCUGCUGAUCUGGACGUAGAGAACGUAACGAAUAGGAUUGAAUGGGACGAUGUUUCUGUUUGAGUUGGUAACACUGUCUCCGAGUGAUGUUAUUGGCUAGAUGACUUUUGUGCUCUUUUCUUGUAGUAGUGAACAUGCCAACAUUUAAUCGGAUUUUGAUGUUCAAACCGAAACAAACAGUUCAAUUCUCUCGGCAUCGAUACGUGAAGGGCUUGCAUAGUUGUAAAGGUGAAACCUUUUGCAAUAGGACAUGUAGAUUUCAGAUGAACAUGAAUUGAAGUGAGCUAUAAAAAACUGGUGUAAAAGAAAUCUACAGUAAUAUGUAUUUUUUGAAAAUAUGA